CUGUUUUUCUUUUCUAUGACACACCCGGUUUAUGCCCAGCUAGAUUCGGUGGAACUGGUUUUGGAUGAGCUCCCAUAUAUGUUUUAUUUGGGCCUGUUUUUUGUGAACGUCCUCAUCCUCUACUAUGCCUUUCUGAUGGAGUAUAUUGUCCUGAAUGUGGGGAUAGUGUUCCUGCCCGAGGACAUGGACCAGGCGCUGGUGGACCUCGGGGUGCUGUCCGAUCCGGCCUCCGUACCUUAUGACACCGACCCGGAGAUGGAUGUGUUUGAGGGAUACUUGGAAUGACAAGGUGGGACUGAGGCAUCAAAGCCAUGGGGAAUCAUACCUCACAGUGGAUGCUAUUGCAAGCUGCCUCUCAAAGAGACGUUUUAUUGCAAAAGUUGUCUCGACUCAGAGGAAGGUAGCCUGGUGAAGAGUGGACUGAUGGCUGCCUCUUCAGCAACUUUGUGUUGAGGUCCAGCACCAUUGGCUCUUGCUUUGGACACAAAAAGGGAAAUCUCUGUGUGCGCCCAGUAAAGCUCCUAGAAAGCUACUCUCACUACCCAAGCGAUGGAAAAUGGUUCUCCUGACUUGGAUGAAGAUCCAGCAGCCUGGCACACACUCCCAACUCCCCCAGCUGGUUCACUCAGUCAGAACGGGUCUUUUGAGGUUCCUUACGCUGUAUUCCAGCACCAUCAGGGACAUGCACUCUCUCAGGAGUACAGUUGGCGACUGGGUGCGCUGACAACACGUAAUGCUAUUACUGAAGAUAUGCUGUGAAGCAAA
Girardinichthys multiradiatus is the source of this 765-nucleotide messenger RNA. RefSeq names its product dexamethasone-induced protein homolog. NCBI's taxonomy places the organism in Eukaryota, Metazoa, Chordata, Actinopteri, Cyprinodontiformes, Goodeidae. The coding region runs from base 16 to 285 and encodes 89 amino acids. The record is from RefSeq and is a predicted model, not a curated record. The transcript is spliced from 2 exons.